CAGAGCAAGCUCUCUCAACAGGAGCUCGCUGAUCUCCAGAAAGCGACACACUUCGACAAGAAGGAACUGCAACAAUGGUACAAGGGUUUCUUGAAGGAUUGCCCCUCCGGCAUGCUCACCAAGGAGGAGUUUCAAAAGAUCUACAAACAGUUCUUCCCAUUCGGCGACCCGUCUUCAUUCGCAGAUUAUGUCUUUAACGUCUUCGACGCGGAUAAAUCGGGCACAAUUGACUUCAAGGAGUUCAUCUGCGCACUGAGCGUUACCAGCCGAGGGAAGAUGGAGGACAAGCUGGACUGGGCAUUCCAGUUAUACGACAUCGAUGGCGAUGGGAAGAUCAGCUAUGAGGAGAUGCUGGCUAUCGUGGAGGCGAUCUACAAGAUGGUCGGGUCCAUGGUCAAGCUCCCCGAAGACGAAGACACGCCCGAGAAGCGCGUGCGCAAGAUCUUCCGCAUGAUGGACAAGGACGAGAACGGAAGCCUGGACAUGGCCGAGUUCAAGGAGGGCUCCAAGAGGGACGAGACAAUCGUUUCGGCACUGUCGCUGUACGACGGGCUUGUCUAGCGCCUCUUCUCCUUCGUCUUUAGUCCUACCUGGUGUUCGUGGGGUCAUGAUAUCAAACAGUGCAUGGGUUUCCUUUGGUCUUAGCAUGCAGGGGGUGGUUAUUGCUUCCGAGCGUCACAAUUGGGGAUACAUCCGUCGAUGAACAUGAGCGUAGUAGCUGGAGUCUCUGCAAGUGUACGAUUCUGAAGGCGCGGAAAUGGAAUUGCCAGAAGAACGUCUGCAUUGACUGCUGUGAAGACUGACGUGACCUCGAGCUAGUAAAUCUGCCUUGCCAAGAAGGAUCGUCAGCCACGCCAGGUUGAGGUGAGAGAUGAAGCGAACGUUCCGGACAGCUUGCCUGUAA
Molecule: messenger RNA, 904 nt
Organism: Mytilinidion resinicola
Lineage: Eukaryota; Fungi; Ascomycota; Dothideomycetes; Mytilinidiales; Mytilinidiaceae
Product: neuronal calcium sensor 1
Exons: 3
Cellular component (GO): intracellular membrane-bounded organelle; membrane; cytosol
Molecular function (GO): calcium ion binding
Source: RefSeq, a predicted model, not a curated record